This is a messenger RNA of Podospora pseudocomata, 528 nucleotides long. RefSeq lists its product as uncharacterized. Bases 1 to 528 code for a protein of 175 amino acids. The transcript has a single exon. NCBI's taxonomy places the organism in Eukaryota, Fungi, Ascomycota, Sordariomycetes, Sordariales, Podosporaceae. The record is from RefSeq and is a predicted model, not a curated record.
AUGACGACUCGUCUUCCACAACUAUCACCCUCCCCCAUUCGUCAUCCCUCUUCAUGCUGCUCCCUCUCGCUCCCAUUACUCUCCCUCCUCGACACCAUCCUUCCUCCUCCUCCCAGUCUAACCCUCUCAAUCGGCUCCGGUCCUGGCCUCUUAGAAGCUCUGCUCCUACACCACUACCCGGCCCGUUCCAAUAGCAUUUACGGCGUGGAGGUCUUGGCCCUAAAGCCAGUUAACGUUUUUCUUCCCGAGCAAAACACCUUGACAGUGACAGGAACAUGGGCAGUGGUUGACAGUGGCUUGCUGAAGGAGGCGGGUGCGCUGCUGUUCGUCUACCCCAGGCAGCCCUCCUUGGUAAAGGCUUAUCUGGCAAGAUGGGAAGGGGAAAUCGUGGUUUGGAUCGGGCCUAGGGCAGACCUGGAGGAGUUUGGGCCAGUAUUUGACGAGUGGGCUGUUGACAAGGAGGGGGAGGAUAUGAGGAAGGGUGCCGUCGAAGCGGGGGAGGGCGUGUGGGUUUAUCGGAGGGUGUGA